Anthonomus grandis grandis is the source of this 635-nucleotide messenger RNA. Its product is annotated as 40S ribosomal protein S15Aa. The coding region runs from base 210 to 602 and encodes 130 amino acids. The record is from RefSeq and is a predicted model, not a curated record. Gene Ontology annotation, cellular component: cytosolic small ribosomal subunit; ribosome. The transcript has 3 exons. Gene Ontology annotation, molecular function: structural constituent of ribosome. Lineage: Eukaryota; Metazoa; Arthropoda; Insecta; Coleoptera; Curculionidae. Gene Ontology annotation, biological process: translation.
AAUCCUUAAUGUCUGAGCUUUCUUGUGGUGUGAAUAUUUUCUUGAAGUUUUCACAGGAAAACCGAAAAAAAGACUUUUAACUUUGACGUCUGUUUCUAACCUAAAAAUUAUUUUGACAACACCACUGUUGUUCUUCAUGAAAGUGCCCUUUUUUGAUCCAAAAUCUUUCCCACGAAAGCUCUUCAAUCCUUCCUAGCUUAGCCUAAACCAUGGUACGAAUGAACGUAUUGAGUGACGCUCUCAAAUCCAUAAACAAUGCCGAGAAAAGGGGUAAAAGGCAGGUUCUUAUCCGCCCCUGCUCCAAAGUUAUCGUCAAAUUCCUUACGGUAAUGAUGAAACACGGUUACAUCGGCGAAUUCGAAAUCGUCGAUGACCAUAGAAGUGGCAAAAUCGUAGUCAAUUUGACUGGUAGGCUGAACAAGUGCGGUGUUAUUUCGCCCAGGUUCGAUGUACCUAUUACACACAUUGAAAAAUGGACAAAUAAUUUGUUGCCCAGCAGGCAGUUUGGAUAUGUUGUAUUGACCACUAGCGGGGGAAUCAUGGACCAUGAAGAAGCUAGGAGGAAACACCUCGGAGGAAAAAUCCUAGGAUUCUUCUUCUAACUGUAUAUUUUUAAAAUAAAAAUUUAAAAAUAA